Messenger RNA from Cynoglossus semilaevis (tongue sole), 1822 nucleotides. It is a transcript of the gene actr10, whose product is annotated as actin related protein 10. Bases 118 to 1371 code for a protein of 417 amino acids. The record is from RefSeq and is a predicted model, not a curated record. The transcript is spliced from 13 exons. Lineage: Eukaryota; Metazoa; Chordata; Actinopteri; Pleuronectiformes; Cynoglossidae.
CAGCAGGACCCAACCUAGCCCAACAGGAAGACGUCAGAUUUUUUCUUUCAAUAGGAUGCUGUAGAUUUACGGCUGCUCUCAGUGAUCAUCCGAAUACAGUGCAACUAAGUUAAUACGAUGCCAUUAUUUGAUGGUUUGGGAAGUGGGGGAGAGAAAACCGCAAUUGUCAUCGAUAUCGGUGCUGCGUUCACAAAAUGUGGUUUUGCAGGCGAAACGGGGCCAAGGUUCAUAAUUCCGAGCGAAAUCCGGAAACCGGGCCAUCAACAGCCUAUCAAAGUUGUUCAGUACAACAUCAACACAGAAGAGCUUUAUGUCAUACUCAAAGAGUUUAUCCAUACACUAUACUUCAGACACUUGCUGGUCAACCCUCGAGACAGAAGAGUGGUCAUCAUCGAGUCCAUCCUCUGUCCUUCUCACUUCAGGGAGACUCUCACCAAGGUUUUCUUCAAACAGUUUGAGGUUCCCUCCAUACUCUUUGCCCCGAGCCACCUCAUGGCUAUCAUGACAUUGGGCAUCAAUUCUGGACUGGUGAUGGAUUGUGGCUACACAGAGACACUGGUGCUGCCUGUUUAUGAGUGCACUCUCAUUUUGCCAGCCUGGGAGUCUUUACCUCUGGGAGGAAAAGCCAUCCAUAAGGAGUUGGACGGACUUCUUGUGGAGCAGUGCACUGUGGACACAGAUACUUCCACUGGGCAGAGUGUACCAGCUGUCUUAGGGUCCAUUGGGGAGGAGACUGUGGAGGAUAUUAAAGUGAGGACGUGUAUUGUUAGUGACUUAAAGAGGGGUCUCAAGAUCCAAGAGGCCAAAUUUAACCUGGACGGCACAGCAGAGCGUCCAGCUCCUCCUCCCGAUGUUGAAUAUCCACUGGACGGGCAGAAAAUCCUCCACAUCAAAGGGUCGAUUAGGGACUCCGUGAUGGAGAUUCUGUUCGAACAGGACAACGAAGAAAAGAGCGUUGCUUCUCUGAUGCUUGAUGCUCUCGUUAAGUGCCCCAUUGACACUCGUAAAGUGCUCGCUGAAAACCUGGUGGUGAUUGGGGGCACGGCCAUGAUGCCUGGCUUCUUGCACCGUUUGCUGGCGGAGAUACGCCUCCUGGUGGAGAAGCCCAAAUAUAGCAACGUGCUGGCCAGCAAGAACUUCUGUAUACACGCUCCACCUGCCAAACCCAACUGCACCGCUUGGCUCGGAGGAGCCAUUUUUGGGGCCCUCCAGGACGUCCUGGGCAGUAGGUCUGUAUCACGUGAUUAUUACAAUCAGACCGGUCGCAUCCCAGACUGGUGCUGCCUGAGCUCUCCUCCUCCUGAGUCGCUGUAUGAUGCAGGAAAGACUCCUCCGCCUCUGAUGAAGAGAGCUUUCUCCACAGAGAAGUAGAGUUUGUUAUAACUCUUCCUUUCACCCUGUAAAAAAGGAAAGCAUUUAUGUAACAUCUCAACACUAGUUGAGUCCAGUAGACAAUAGGUUUUGUAUGAAGAUAUUGAGGACUGUUUGGGGAUCAGCUGAGCUGUUUCUUUUGUCAGGCACAGACUGAGCAGAUGCUGAGGUUUAACAGUGACGUGCUCCAAUGAUCCCGGUGUGAAAAUUAUUUAAUUUGCUGCACGCAGCCACAGCGUCCUUUGCCCCAAUUUCAUUAAGCAAGGCUAAGAACUUCUUUGUGCCCACAUUCCUCCUGACUCGGAGCUCUUUGUUGUUUCUGAUAUGUGGAUGAACAAGUCUCCCCCUGACAAUAAAAAACCAACAGGAUUCUGAAAUGGAAUUAAAAUGCUAUUUAUUUGCACUUAGCCUUGUGAAGUCAGUAUAAUGUAUUAAAGGUCCUGCACACUCA